Echinostoma caproni is the source of this 312-nucleotide messenger RNA. Lineage: Eukaryota; Metazoa; Platyhelminthes; Trematoda; Plagiorchiida; Echinostomatidae. The record is from the annotation of a GenBank genome assembly.
AUGCAAUUCGAAAAUGUGCCCUGUGCUUACGAAACGCUGAAACCGGUUCCAGCAGUUGCCUUGCGUGUUCCUCCGAGUGCUGCACCGGUCUCGGGAUCGUCGGCCUUCUCCGGGAAGACUGAUGGCGAUGAUGUGGUGGAACUUCUUUUGGAAGAAGGUCUGGUGUGUGUGGAACCAAUGUCACCUCAGCUUAUCAAGCAGUUGCAUCGCACCAAUGUACGAAACUAUUUGCAAGCACAGGCUAACGCAAAGAAGGAACGGAAAAAUAUUUGGUGCUACGGCGACUUCCGCAUCGACGACACACAGCAGUAA